AUGGGGUCGGAAACCGAAAGUAGUGAAGUGCGUGAUUUGUCGUUGCUUAAGCCUAAUUACAUGCUUUUGUCCUUGCAGAGGAUAUUAGUGCUGACUGUGAUAUUAGCCGGAGUUAUCCUUGUGGUGUAUUACACGCCAAUGCCAGAAGCGUAUUUCGAAAACUGUGACCGCGAAUGCCACGAGCUGGACUGGCCCAUGAUAUGUAGAGUCAAACUAGUUAUUGAAGUCUAUAAGACACUUAGCAAGUCCUGUGGAAGCUGCACUGAGAAAAAUGGAGGGGAUUGUCCAGCAACAUGCAUAUCCGCAGAUGGCCGAGUACGUGGUGUCCUCUCGGCUAACAGAGAACUACCAUCACCCACUCUCCACGUUUGCCACAAUGAUAUACUAGUCGUCGACGUGGUACAUCGUGCUCCUGCGCAUGCCCUAUCUAUACACUGGAGAGGACAACCCCAAAAAGAGACUCCAUUCAUGGAUGGAGCUCCUAUGUUAACACAGUGUCCACAGCCUGCAUAUACUACAUUCCAAUACAAGUUCCGAGCAUCAUCAGUAGGCACACAUAUGUACCACGCACAUUCUGCUGCUGAUGCCGCCGACGGUCUCUCGGGAGCCUUCAUUGUCCGUCAAUCAUCUCGCCUAGAUCCAUUAAGAAAACUUUACGAUGUAGAUGACACCAAACACACAAUUUUUGUGUCGGAAUGGGGCCAUUCAAUGGGUCCGUUGGCAGGAGUCAUAUCAAGUAUUCCUAACGCAGAAUCGCUCCUCAUUAAUGGUAAAGGAAAUUCAUCUGAAUCCCCCGACACUCCACUGUCUUCGUUCAAUGUGGAAUAUGGAAAAAGAUAUAGAUUCCGGUUAGCAUACGGUGGAGGGUCAAAGAGUUGUCCUAUUAAGUUUUCGAUUGAUCAACAUGUCUUGGAAGUUAUCACUUUAGAUGGCCAUCAGAUUGAGACAGAACAUGUAAGUUCUAUUGAGAUAGGUAGAGGAGAAAGAGUUGAUUUUAUUAUCGAUGCUAAGAGAGCACCUGGUGUUUAUAAGAUGAAAGUAAUGGCGGUUAAAUCGUGUCAGGACAAUUUAGAUGGUAUGGCGAAUUUAGUUUAUGAAAAGGUGGAGCAAAAAGUGUUACGUAAAGAUGAAGAAGCGUUUGAUUCUAAUGUGUAUCGUGAGUUAACAACAGUGUCCAGUGAUAAUUGUGCAUCUGAAAAUGUGAUAUGUUUGAACGAGGUACACGCCACCAACAAGAUCCCUGAAGAGCUAGCUGCAGCCGUUGAGGAGAUAGUUUAUGUGCCUUUUAAUUAUUCCACGAAGCAAAUUUCUGCGAAACGCGUAGAGAGCUGGGGUCAAACUGACGGUCAUCGCUUCACCUACCCAGCGUCACCUCUUUUAACACAGAGUGAUAAUGUAGGGGAAAACGAGUUCUGUUCUAAGGAGCCUGGUAACGGUGAAGAAUGUGUCCACGUGAAGAAAGUUCCUCUGGGGUCCACCGUUGAAAUGGUGAUGUUUGAUCAAGGUGGUGAAUCGGACCACAUAUUCCAUCUGCACGGAUACAGUUUCUAUGUAGUUGGCAUGAGAGAACUCCAUAGAAGUUUCGACAAAGAUACUAUAGUAAAAAUGAACCGAGAAGGAAAUUUGUUUACGAAGAAUCUCAUCGAUCCAGUGAUAAAAGAUACCAUAGUGGUGCCUAAGUUUGGUGCUGUAGCAUUAAGAUUUAAGGCUGAUAACCCUGGUUACUGGUUGAUGAGGGACGAACGAUCAACGCAUUGGACAAGGGGGCUUGACUUUAUAUUAAAGGUAGGUAAUCAGGGGGACUUUGUUCAAGCGCCCUCGGAUUUCCCAAAGUGUGGUUCGUAUGUUGGACCAGAAUACUUUCUUAUAUAA
This is a messenger RNA of Arctia plantaginis, 1872 nucleotides long. The record is from the annotation of a GenBank genome assembly. Lineage: Eukaryota; Metazoa; Arthropoda; Insecta; Lepidoptera; Erebidae.